Hansenula anomala is the source of this 1962-nucleotide messenger RNA. RefSeq names its product Ssy5p (gene SSY5). Lineage: Eukaryota; Fungi; Ascomycota; Saccharomycetes; Phaffomycetales; Wickerhamomycetaceae. The coding region runs from base 1 to 1962 and encodes 653 amino acids. The record is from RefSeq and is a predicted model, not a curated record. The transcript has 2 exons.
AUGUCCAGUAACAAUAACGAGGAACAACAACAACAAGAAGCUACCCAACCAGAGUCAAAUGAACAAAUAAUCCCAGAAUCUACAAGAUCUUCCUCUGAGGAGGAAAACGACCCUGUUGAAUCGUUAUUACCAUCCAGUUAUAACAGAUCCUCCUUAUUCUCGAGGGAUAGAAACACUUUCAACACAUUCUCCACAAACCCAACAAGUACAGGUUCUUUUGCCAGUGGAGGUGGUAAUGCUAAACAGCAAAAUAGCCUACGUAUUGAUAAUAUAGGGAAGCCUUUAAGAGUGCUGAGUGCUGAUCGGUAUAAUGAACUAAGCCGUGUUGGUACAAGUGAUAUUGAACAACAGGGAGGUGGUGUCAAUGCACAGAGUGUUGGAGGAGGUGGUGGUGGUAGUAGUUCUAAUUUAAGUGGACAAUAUGUUUCUGGUGGUAUUGAAGUUGUGGAAAAGGAGUUGAGUUAUUUGAAUGAGAAUUUGUUGGGGUUGAUUGAUCAGUUGAAUCAAAGUGUAUUGAAUGUUUCAAAAGCUAGUAUUUUGUUCAUUGAAUUUUUGGAUGAUACUGUGCCACUUAGUAAUAGUGUUGCUGGUUCAAUAACUAUUCAAAGUAAUGAACAUAUAAGAAGUAUUAUCAAGAUUGCAUUACAAUUUUAUGAUAAUUAUUUAAGAUUUGAAGUUUAUGAAAAUUCUAAAAAUUUAUUAAUAAAAUCAUUAAAAGAAUUUUUAACAAGAUUGAAUUUCAAAUUUAGUUAUAAUGUUAAUGAAACAAUACCAUUCAUGAAGAAUUUUGCCAUUGAAUUAGACAAUGAAUCUGAGGAUGAAGAAGGUAUGAUUGCCCCAAAUAAGGAAAAAAUCGAACGUAUAAUCGAAUUAAUUUCGAAUUCAAACUCAACAUUAAUAUCAGAUCAACAAGGUUCAUUCAUUGCACCAAUAAUGAGAGGUCUAACCCAAAAUUCAUCAGUCUUGUCAAUAAUGUUUGGAUUCCCAGAUCCUCAAACUGAACAUUAUGAUAUAAUAAAUGCAUUAUUUCAAACGUUUCCAGAUGUUCAUUUUUUCGUUAAAAAGGAUUUCAUCAAAACAUGUGCAACAAAGACCAAAUUUUCACCACCUUUCAAGAUCCCUAAUAAGAAAAAACCAGAGAUUUCAAUUUCAAUAAGUUCAGAAUCUGGUAUUAAGACAAGUGGUACACUUGGUGGGUUUAUACAACCAAUCUUCAAACCAACAACGGAUCCUUCAUUAAUGAAAUAUAAAGGUUCAAAAUUCGCAAUAACGUGUGCCCAUGUAUUGUUGAGUGAAAAUCAAGAUUAUCCUAAUGUGAGUGUUCCAUCAAGUGUGUUGAUAAAUGCGUACAAGAGUGCUUUGAGGGAUGAACGUGAUAAAUAUGUUAAAAACUCUAUUGAGUAUGAAUCUUAUAAUGAAGAAUUGAUCAAGAGUGAUGGUUAUGAAUUGAAUUUAGGACAAGUUGUUUGGGGUGAACGAGUAUUAAUCAAAAAUAAAAUCAGUGAUAUUGCAAUAGUUAAAGUCAAUAAUGGUGUUAAAUGUGAAAAUUUCCUAGGUGAAGGUGUUGAUAUUUUCAACCCAUCAUUAAAAUUUAAGAAUUUAUACAUAAAGAAAACAAUACCAACAAGUGAUUUUAAUAAACAUAAUAAAGUUUUCAAAAUUGGUGCAAAUACUAAAUACACCACUGGUGAGAUCAAUGGGAUAAAGAUGAUUUAUUGGCUUGAUGGAUCUUUACAAACUAGUGAAUUUAUAUUAUCAUCACCUGAACCAAAUUUUGCCAAUGGUGGAGAUUCUGGAGCAUUAAUCUUGAAUAAUUUAUCAAAUGAAACGGGGUUAGGAGUAUUAGGUAUGUUGCAUUCUUAUGAUGGAGAGAUGAAACAGUUUGGGUUGUUUACACCAGUGGAGGAUAUCUUGGAGAGAUUACAUCAAGUUACUGGUAUUGAAUGGGAUUUUAUUUAUUGA